Messenger RNA from Heterocephalus glaber (naked mole-rat), 3049 nucleotides. It is a transcript of the gene Dipk1a, whose product is annotated as divergent protein kinase domain 1A. NCBI's taxonomy places the organism in Eukaryota, Metazoa, Chordata, Mammalia, Rodentia, Bathyergidae. The record is from RefSeq and is a predicted model, not a curated record.
GGAGGCGGGGAGCCGGGCGGCCGGCGCUCGGGUCCGCCUUCGACUGCGGCGCGGCGGGGCGAUGUGUGAUUACCAUGGCGAGGAGUCUCUGUCCGGGGGCCUGGCUGAGGAAGCCCUAUUACCUCCAGGCUCGCUUCUCAUAUGUUCGGAUGAAAUAUCUUUUCUUUUCCUGGUUGGUGGUUUUUGUUGGAAGCUGGAUUAUAUAUGUGCAGUAUUCUACCUAUACAGAACUAUGCAGAGGAAAGGACUGUAAGAAAAUAAUAUGUGACAAGUACAAGACUGGAGUUAUUGAUGGGCCAGCAUGUAAUAGCCUUUGUGUUACAGAAUCUCUUUAUUUUGGAAAAUGCUUAUCCACCAAGCCCAACAAUCAGAUGUAUUUAGGGAUUUGGGAUAAUCUACCAGGUGUUGUGAAAUGUCAAAUGGAACAAGCACUCCAUUUUGAUUUUGGAACUGAAUUGGAGCCAAGGAAAGAAAUAGUGCUAUUUGAUAAGCCAACUAGGGGAACCACUGUACAGAAGUUCAAAGAAAUGGUCUACAGUCUCUUUAAGGCAAAACUGGGUGACCAAGGAAACCUCUCUGAACUGGUUAAUCUCAUCUUGACGGUAGCUGAUGGAGACAAAGAUGGCCAGGUCUCCUUGGGUGAAGCAAAGUCAGCAUGGGCACUCCUUCAGUUAAAUGAAUUUCUUCUCAUGGUAAUACUUCAAGAUAAAGAACAUACCCCAAAACUAAUGGGAUUCUGCGGUGACCUCUACGUGAUGGAAAGUGUUGAAUAUACCUCUCUGUAUGGAGUAAGCCUCCCAUGGGUCAUUGAACUUUUUAUUCCAUCUGGGUUCAGAAGAAGCAUGGAUCAGCUGUUCACACCAUCAUGGCCUAGAAAGGCUAAAAUAGCCAUAGGACUUCUAGAAUUUGUGGAAGAUGUCUUCCAUGGACCCUAUGGAAACUUUCUCAUGUGUGAUACUAGUGCCAAAAACCUAGGAUAUAAUGAGAAGUAUGAUUUGAAAAUGGUGGAUAUGAGAAAAAUUGUGCCAGAGACAAACCUGAAAGAACUUAUCAAGGAUCGCCAUUGUGAGUCUGACCUGGAUUGUGUCUAUGGCACAGAUUGUAGAACUAGUUGUGAUCAAAAUACAAUGAAGUGUACUUCAGAAGUAAUACAACCAAACUUGGCAAAAGCCUGUCAGUUACUCAAAGACUACCUAUUGCGUGGUGCUCCAAGUGAAAUUCGUGAAGAAUUAGAAAAGCAGCUUUAUUCUUGUAUUGCUCUCAAAGUUACAGCAAAUCAAAUGGAAAUGGAACACUCUUUAAUAUUAAAUAACCUAAAAACAUUAUUGUGGAAGAAAAUUUCCUAUACAAAUGACUCUUAAUUUGAACAAGUACCAUCAUAGGAAACUUACCACUUCUGAAUAUCCAUUCUGAACAUUUAAAAGAAUGGCUUCUGAUCCUUUCUCUUGGGGCCUAAGAAGCCAUCAUCUUAAAUAGACAGGAGUAUGGCAACGGCAGGCAGUACAGAUGAACAUCUCCACAAGAUUUCACUCCUUUUGUUUUUUGAGAUGGGGUCUUGCUCCGUUGCCCAGGUGGUAUCAAACUUCUAGACUCCAGUGAUAUUCCUGCCUGAGCCUGUGUGCUGGGACUAUAGGCAAAUGCCACCAUGUGCCAAUUCCUGCUUUUAGAAGUCCUUACAUUUGCCAAUUCCAUUCACUGUGUAACUAUCUUGAAGAGUGACUUUAAAAAAAACUGUGAAAAGCCUCAUUCCAUAAACAUCAACAGUGAGUAUUUUGUGGAUUUAUAUUAGCCAAAAUACCAUUGCUGGAAACAUUGUUUGCAUUGAAGCUGUUUAAAAUUUAUACAAAUUUAGUAAUGUCUUCGCAUGGUAAUGUUUGCACAUUAACAAGACUGCAAAGCAGAUUAAAAUUACUCCUUUAUAAAACAGAUGUUGAGUCAAUAGCAUGGUUUAUUGUACUAUACUUACAUAAUUUUAAUCUCAGACAUCAAAUGUCACAGGUAGUUUGAGCACAUUCCCUGGUCUUGAACUUGAGAAAGUAUUCUCCUUGACAAUAUGCAAUUAGCAAUUUUAGUGGCUGAAAUUAGGCAAAUUUUUAUUAACCUACAGAUUGGAUGGGGUGGGGCAUGGUGGCACACACCUAUAAUCCCAGCACUCAAGGGAAGCUGAGGCAAGAGGAUCAUAAGUUCAAGGCCAGCCCAGACUGCACAGCAAGCCCUUGUGGUCUAAAACAAUAAUAAUAAUUGGAUGAGUAGUAUCAACCAAGCCUACCAAGCCCUUUGAAAUCCCUUGGGCUCAGGCCAGGGAUUUAGCUCAGUGGUUCCACCACCUGCCUCACAAGUGCAAGGUACCACACCCUGGUGCCACAAAAAGAGAACAAUAAACUAAACUCCCUUGGGCUGAGAAUGUAUCUCAGUGGCAGUGCUUGCUUAGCAGGCUUGAGCCCCAGCAUUGCAGAAGAGACAUCUUGAGGCCAUACACCAGAAAUCCACUUACCCAGAAUUUGAGCUAUGGGGAAAUUGAUAACUGUUAAGAGCAAGACUAAAAUAAAUCAUUAAAGACCUUUGAUUUUCCAUUUUCAGUGUUUCCUGUGGUCUAAAAGGGUUGUUUCUUAAAAGACACGUAUAAAUUUACCCACCGACUAUUUUUUCCCACAAACUUGAUAUCCAAGAUUUAAUAUUUGAUCCUCUUCCAUAUAUUUUCAUAGUCAGAUCUGGCAUGUGUCCUUCAACAUCUCCAUAACAUGAGACAUCUCGUUUUGAAACUAGAAGCACUUCUAUUUUCUGCUCAGAGGUUUUACCUGGUUAAAGCGAAUGUACUGAAUCUGUGCUCUUCAUUUGCUUUCUCUCAAAAAUUUAAAGCCAUCGCUCAUUGCCAGUUUUGUUUCCUUUGAGAUUGUAUACUUUUGAGGUAUGUUUUCUUCCCAUUAGUGAUCUGGUUAUAAUGAAUGGACAGAAGAAAUUAUUUCCUAGUGAUCACUGAUUAGUCUGUUGCUUGCAAAACUUUUAGGGAGAGCUAUACCAUACAAUUUGAGGGAUAACAAAAAGAAAA